GCCUUCGCAUUCGACAUUGACGGCGUGCUGAUGCGCGGCAAGACGCCCGUCCCAGGAGCACGUGAGGCCCUGCUCAAGCUGCACGCCCUUAAGAUCCCGUUUAUCCUCCUGACCAACGGCGGCGGGCACACCGAGGCGGCGCACGUCGCGCAGCUCGGCGACCGCCUCUCGCUGCCAGCCGGCAUGCUGACCGAGGCCCAGUUCGUCCAGUCCCACACGCCGUUCCGCGACCUCGUGGCCGAGUACCGCGACCAGACGAUCCUCGCGCUCGGGGGCAGCGGCCAGUCCGUCCGCAACUUGGCCCUGGCGUACGGGUUCCGCCGCGUCGUGACGUCGUCCGACAUCAUGGCCUGGCAGGACAGCGUGCACCCGUUCCCCGAGAUGACGAGGCAGCACCACGCGGAGCACGGCCGGCCGCUGCUCACAAACACGGAAGGCCACGGGGACGACAAGAACGACAAGGCUACCCGCUCAGAAGCAGCAGCAGCAGCAGCUGCUGCUGCUGCCGCCACUGCCACCGCUUCCACGAGGAUCUCGGCCAUCCUGGUCUUCAGCUCGCCCCGCGACUGGUGCCUCGACCUGCAGAUCGUCACGGACCUGCUGCUCUCCGAGGGCGGCGUGGUCGGCGGCAGGCGCUCGCCCAAGAACGGCGACAAGACCCUCCCGAACCGCGGGUACCUGCAGGACGGCCAGCCGAAGCUCUUCUUCUGCAACCCGGACUUUGAGUGGGCGACCUCGCACCCGCACCCGCGGUUCGCGCAGGGCGCGUUCCGCGAGGCGCUCGAGGGGGUCUGGAGGUUUGCGACUCGGGACGCCGCGGCUGGUGGUGGUGAAGGGGUCAGGCUCGAGUACACAAUCUACGGAAAGCCGACGGACAGGACGUAUGUCUAUGGCGAGCGGCCGGCAGCAGCAGCUCCCACCACUGCCCCUUCCCGCCGUCGCCGCGACAUCUCCCACGUCUACAUGAUCGGCGACAAUCCGGAAAGCGACAUCAUCGGUGCCAACUCGUUCAGCUCGCGCUUCGGUGCGAGCUGGAAGAGCAUCCUCGUCGAGACAGGCAUCUACGUCGCGGGUACCAAGCCCGUUCACGAGCCGGAUCACAUCGCGCGGGAUGUCCAGACGGCGGUGGAGUGGGCGUUGAUGCAG
Molecule: messenger RNA, 1146 nt
Organism: Microdochium trichocladiopsis
Lineage: Eukaryota; Fungi; Ascomycota; Sordariomycetes; Xylariales; Microdochiaceae
Product: HAD-like domain-containing protein
Exons: 2
Biological process (GO): glycerophospholipid biosynthetic process
Cellular component (GO): mitochondrion
Source: RefSeq, a predicted model, not a curated record